CCACCCUGACGAUCGAAAGCCACGCUUACAUUUGGCAUUCCUCUCUCUCUGCUUCUGAUUUUUGCCCUAAACCCUAAACCCCUUUAACUGUUUAAGGUUCUCUGUUUCUUGCCCUAACCCUAAUCCAUCUCCAUGGCUCGCACAAAGCAAACUGCUCGCAAAUCAACCGGUGGUAAGGCGCCAAGGAAGCAGCUAGCCACUAAGGCUGCUCGGAAAUCAGCUCCAGCAACUGGUGGCGUGAAGAAACCUCACAGGUUUAGGCCUGGUACUGUUGCCCUUAGGGAGAUCAGAAAGUAUCAGAAGAGCACCGAGCUUUUGAUCAGGAAGCUCCCUUUCCAAAGGUUGGUUCGUGAGAUUGCUCAGGAUUUUAAGACUGAUCUGAGGUUCCAGAGCAGUGCUGUCUCUGCAUUGCAAGAGGCUGCUGAGGCUUACUUGGUUGGGCUUUUUGAGGACACCAACCUCUGUGCUAUUCAUGCAAAGAGGGUCACCAUUAUGCCUAAGGAUAUUCAGCUGGCUCGCAGGAUCCGAGGCGAGAGAGCUUAAUUGUUUCUUAGCUGUGGCUAGAGUUUCUUUGUUGAUUUAGGGUUUUUUCUUUUGUAUCUAGAGUUUGAUGGCUGGAUCCAGGUUUCUGACCAUUGUAAUGGUGCUUUUUCAUGCUAUUGAUGCUCUUGUACCUCUGUUGUUGAUGCUAAGGGUUUUAGGGAGAUUGGUCCUCAGUAAGAGGGUUAUGAUCCUCUUAUAGAAGCACAGUUCUGGUUAUCUUGCCUUCACUGUAUGUACUGGUGUCAAAUCUUUCUUUAAAGAUAGUGGUUUCUGAUAAGAAAUGCAGUGUAUGAAAUGCCAUGAAAUUUUCAUUUCCAGCAUUUA
Molecule: messenger RNA, 867 nt
Organism: Amborella trichopoda
Lineage: Eukaryota; Viridiplantae; Streptophyta; Magnoliopsida; Amborellales; Amborellaceae
Product: histone H3.2
Cellular component (GO): nucleosome
Molecular function (GO): structural constituent of chromatin; protein heterodimerization activity; DNA binding
Source: RefSeq, a predicted model, not a curated record